AUGGACUUCCUCAACAAGGUUACCGGCAGCGGCAACAGCCAAGGCCAAUCCGUCAACGAGCAGGUCGUCCAAGGCCAAGGUUCUGAGCAGAAGUCCUCUGGCUCCGGUGGUUUCCUCGGCGGCAUUGGCGACAAGCUGAACUCUGCUGCUGGCGGCGGCAAGGAGAGCGAGAAGAACGAGGACUACCUCGACAAGGGUGUCGACUUCGUCCAAGAGAAGUUCAUGGGCGCCGGUCCUCAAGAUAACGAGUCGGCCGUCGAACAAGCCAAGGACGAACAGAUUAGCGACUUCAUCCGUGGCCAGUACAAGAGCACCACCGGCUCCGACAUUCCCAUCAAGGACAAGGAGACCCGCCUUGGUUAA
Molecule: messenger RNA, 363 nt
Organism: Alternaria atra
Lineage: Eukaryota; Fungi; Ascomycota; Dothideomycetes; Pleosporales; Pleosporaceae
Exons: 2
Coding region: 1-363 (120 amino acids)
Source: RefSeq, a predicted model, not a curated record